UUUGUUUGUUCUCUUGUUUUCUUUCUUUCUUUCUUUCUUUUUUUUUUUUUAUAACAUUCUUUUCUUUCAUUUUAUUAGAAUAAAGUAUACCUUUUAAUAUGACUCGAGGAGUAGCUCGUAAAAAAUUAGUUGUUGUAGGUGAUGGUGGAUGUGGAAAGACAAGUCUAUUAGUUGUAUAUCAAAAGAAAGCAUUUCCUCAACGAUAUGUUCCUACUGUUUUCGAAAAUUAUAUUGCAAAUGUACCUUUAGACUCAGGGAAGAUUGUAGAAUUAGCGCUAUGGGAUACAGCUGGACAAGAAGAUUAUGAUCGAUUACGGCCUUUAUCAUAUCCUGAAACAGAUGUUGUUCUUAUUUGCUUUGCUAUCAAUCUUCGUACAUCAUUUACAAAUGUUUUGGAUAGGUGGCUACCGGAAGUAACUCAUUUCUGUGAAAAUGUACCAAAGUUAUUAGUUGGCACAAAAUUGGAUUUUAGACAAAAUCAGGAAGAAAUUAGAAGAUUAGGUUUAGUAGGACAAAGAUUAAUCACGGUAGAAGAGGGAGAACAAUUAGCUAAAGAAAUUGGAGCAAAAUAUUAUGAAUGCAGUGCGAUGAAAAAUAUUAAUGUGGAUGAAGUGAUUGAAGCUGCAACAAGAGCCGCUGUUGCUGGUGGCAUGAGGAAACUACAUAAAAGACUUUGUAAAAUUCUCUAAUAAUCGUUUUAAUUUUAACUCCUCUUUACGCGUAUAACUUUUACUUUAUUAUAUCUAUUUAUAUUUGUGUCUGUGUGUGUUUAUAUUCAUUUUAUAUAUCUACUUUUUUAUAUAUAUUUUUAUCCACAUUCCCUUCUUCUUCUUUAAAACAAUAUAUCAUCAAUUUGUAUUACAAGGUUUUUAAAUAAAUCAUUUUGUUAUCUUUCCUUCUAUGUUAGCUUAAUUAGUUUCCUUUUUUUUUUAGUAUAAUUAUUAUUUUAGCGGUAUUUUCUACUAUGAUACAUAAUAUUAAAUUAUGCGCAUUAUUCGACGUUAU
This is a messenger RNA of Cokeromyces recurvatus, 1005 nucleotides long. Its product is annotated as small GTPase-binding protein. Bases 99 to 689 code for a protein of 196 amino acids. Gene Ontology annotation, molecular function: GTPase activity; GTP binding. The record is from RefSeq and is a predicted model, not a curated record. NCBI's taxonomy places the organism in Eukaryota, Fungi, Mucoromycota, Mucoromycetes, Mucorales, Mucoraceae. The transcript is spliced from 5 exons. Gene Ontology annotation, biological process: small GTPase-mediated signal transduction.